Messenger RNA from Paramecium octaurelia, 768 nucleotides. NCBI's taxonomy places the organism in Eukaryota, Ciliophora, Oligohymenophorea, Peniculida, Parameciidae. The record is from the annotation of a GenBank genome assembly.
AUGAACGGAAAUUUUAUACUGGAAUCAUUCGAUCAGGUAGAAAAUCUAGUUUUAAAGGUGGAAACUUUGACUUAGUGGAUUUAUAGAGUAAAUGAUAAUUACUAGUUUAAAUUAGUUAUGUGAAUCAAAUAAUUUAAGUUUGAAGACCACAGAAUUAGCUGCCUAAUUAUUUCAAAAAUGCUUUUCUAAAAAAUGUUGUAAUUUAGACAAUAUAUUACUGAUUGCCAUUACUUCAUUAUUUAUCUCUAUAAAGGUUUGCAUAUCUAAAUAUUAUAGUAUAACGAAUGUUCAAACUUAACCAAGAUUAAUUUGUAAGACUGUAUCCUUUUGGGAAAUGGUAGUUACUCAGAGAAAGACUUUCUUGAAAUGGAAUUGAAAAUUCUUAAUCUAAUUAACUUUGAUGUGAAUCUCCCUACAAUUUCUGAUUUUCUUUAAGAAGAAACCUUAAAAUAUGUUGAUUUAGUAUUAUUUGUUACAUUGGACUCAGAAUUUUGGUCUUUCUCAAAAAAAGAUUUAUCCUAGGCUAUCUUAGCAUUUGCUAAUAAUCCUAAGAAGGACUAAAAUGAGAUAACAACCAACGUAUUUUAUUCUCAUCAAUAUUAGAUAAUCAACUUAAUUUAAACCAAAGUGAAUAUGUUAACUGUGAUAGGUAAUGACCAAAAAGCUAACCUAAAGUAAAAAAGGAAGAGAAUUCAAAAAUAGAAAUUGAGAAUCAAAAAACGCAAUUAAAGAGGUUUUAAUUAAAACAAAUUAGAUGUUCAAAUUUGA